UGAAGCAAACGAUCAAUGCCGGGGGAGGGGGGAAGAGAGAGAGAUAAGGAGCUUUUCUCUCUUGGCACAGCUGAAUUGAAGGACCAAAAGCAACUCUUCCACCUCGCGUGACUUAGUGGCUCGACAACCAAAAGAGCAGCAAAUUCAUGAUAUAAAAAUUCGAUCUUUUACUGUGUCUGAUUGUGUUUCGGGAUCGAUUCGGGUCGAGAUGCUGAUACCCAGAUGGCGGCAUUUAAUUCCCAUCAAGAAUUCGUUGGUUGCUUCCACACCAGCGGCAGCUCAGUCGGCCGGUUUUCAUUCGACUCCGUUUGCGUGUCAGAAAUGGAAGUAUAAAUGGGACUCUGAUCCUGUUAAAGGCCAGCAACCAACUAAGAACUAUAUUAGAUAUACAACCCGUCAAAAGCGUGCCGACGCGAAGAAAGCUCUUAAAGAUCUCCUAUUCAGGAGUGGCUCCUCCAGAUUUUCUUUUCAGGAUGAAGAUCCAAUUUGGAAAUUAGAUGGGACCGAAGCUGAUCAAUCACAUAGUGGUGGUAAGACAGCCAGAGCAAAGUAUUCUUCUCGACAUGCUGCAAAAAACCACUACAAGAAAAUGAAGCGAAAGAUUAGAAGGGAGAGCUUCACCGAGGACUUCGAGGGUCAUCCUGAGACAAUCUUUCAUGCGACUUUUGGGAACAGAUGGUACACUUGGUCUUUCAACUCGGAGCAGUCAUCUACUUUUGAAAAUCCCGCCUUUGGUUUUGAGUGGAGGGAGCGAGGAAGUUCAAGAAACCAGAGGGCGAGCAGGUGGGAGAGUAUCAGUGAUGUAGAAUCAGACGAUGAAGAGGAAAUCAGUAUCGGGUCAUCUUCUGACCGGACGAUUCUUGGGUUGCCUCCGAGAGGUCCUCUGAAAUUAGAGGACGUUAAAAGCGCUUUCCGACUAUCUGCAUUAAGGUGGCAUCCUGAUAAGCAUCAAGGCCCUUCACAGUCGGUGGCCGAAGAGAAGUUCAAGUCUUGUGUCAAUGCAUACAAGUCACUGUGCAGCGCUCUCUCGGCAGCUUAGAGCUGUGAGCUUUGUUGGAGGGGAUAACAGAUGACCCAUCCGAGACCCCAGGGGUUCCCAUGAGAAUCCCCUAGCGGGUCCAACAAGAUUACCCAAGUUCCACAUACCCUGCGACCAUGGAAUUGUCCGAUGUCGCAAUACCUAGUCUAGGCAAGAAUAUCAACUUUCGAGGAAUAUGGUCUUUGAAUAAUUUGUAGCUCAUAAUGUUGCAAUUUCAGCUCUUCAUUCGUUUUCUCAUACCCUGCGACCAAGGAAUUUUCCGAUGUCGCAAUACCUAGUCUAGGCAACUUUCGAGGAAUAUGGUUUUUGAAUAAGUUGUAGCUCAUAAUGUCGCAAUUUCAGCUCUUCAUUCGUUUUCUCA
This is a messenger RNA of Punica granatum (pomegranate), 1400 nucleotides long. NCBI's taxonomy places the organism in Eukaryota, Viridiplantae, Streptophyta, Magnoliopsida, Myrtales, Lythraceae. The record is from RefSeq and is a predicted model, not a curated record.